AUGACCCGCUGCUCCUACGGCAUCAGCUCCGGCCAUGCCACCAGGAAUUUCAGCUCUUCCUCUGUAGCUCUUCCCCGGAAUCGAUGCAGUUUCAGCAUUGCCUCGUGUCACUGGGGUGGUGGCAUGGGCUGCCGUGGUUUGGGUUAUUUCAGCAGCAGAAGUCUUGAUGGUGUGGCAUUCUCCAGGCCAAGGAUAGCUGUUGGAAGAUGUCCUCCUCCGAGGCGUGGAUAUGGCUGUGGUGCAGCCGGCAUGGGGUUCAGCUGCAGAGGUUCUGCUUUUGGCUACAGGGUUGGUGGAGUCUCCAGGCCAUGCACCAUUGCACCCAUCACCAUCAAUGAGCACCUGCUCCAGCCGCUCAGACUGGAACUCGAUCCCAACACGCAAACAGUGAAGUACCAAGAGAAGGAGCAGAUCAAGACCCUCAACAACAAAUUUGCUUCUUUCAUCAACAAGGUUCGAUCCCUGGAACAGCAGAACAAGGUGCUGGAGACCAAGUGGAGCUUUCUGCAAGGUCGAAAGCACUGCAGGAACACCAUCACGCCCAUGUUCAGGGCUUAUAUUGGUAACUUGAAGAAGCAGCUGGAAGCACUGGGGUGCGACAGAGCCCAGUUAGAAACAGACCUGAGAGCAGCACAGCAGGUUUUGGAAACCAACCAGCAAAUGUACAAGGACGAAUGCAGCCAGCGGACGUGCACCGAGAGCGAGUUUAUAACCCUGAAGAAGGAUGUGGAAUGUUUUUUCUUAAACAAAGCAGAGCUGGAGGCCAAGGUGGAAAGCCUGAAAGCAGAGGCUGAACUCCUGAGAAUGUUCUACACAGAGGAAAUCCACCAGCUGCGGGCCCGGAUCUCAGCUACCUCGCUGAUCAUGCAGAUGCACAACAGCCAAGAUCUCGACUUGGAUGGCAUCACUGCAGGUGUCAAGGCUCAGUACGAGGACAUUGCCCGCAGGAGCCAGGCAGAAGCACGGGACUGGUAUGAAAGCAAGUUUAAGGAGCUGCGAGUCACUGCAGGCAGAAACGCUGACAGCCUGCCAGAGGCAAAAAUCAAGAUAGCUGAGCUGACACGGACAGUCCAGAGACUGAACGGAGAAGUCAGAAGAGCCAAGGACCAGCGCUGCAAGCUGGAAACCGCCGUGGCCAAGGCUGAACAGCAUGGGGAAACCACCAUCAAGGAUGCGAAACACAAACUCUCUGAGCUGGAGGCCGCCCUGCAGAAGGCGAAGCAGGACCUGGCCCGGCAGCUCCGCGAGUACCAGGAGCUCAUGAACGUCAAGCUGGCCCUGGACAUCGAGAUUGCGACCUACAGGAAGCUGCUGGAGGGCGAGGAGAGCAGGUGCCCACGCGUCAGGCAACAGAAACUCGUGCUGGACCAGCAGCGCGGGGGUCUGCGGCGCAGCGGCAAGCUGCAGUGA
This is a messenger RNA of Opisthocomus hoazin, 1410 nucleotides long. The record is from RefSeq and is a predicted model, not a curated record. NCBI's taxonomy places the organism in Eukaryota, Metazoa, Chordata, Aves, Opisthocomiformes, Opisthocomidae.